Aphanomyces invadans is the source of this 624-nucleotide messenger RNA. RefSeq lists its product as hypothetical. The transcript has a single exon. NCBI's taxonomy places the organism in Eukaryota, Oomycota, Saprolegniomycetes, Saprolegniales, Verrucalvaceae. Bases 38 to 553 code for a protein of 171 amino acids. The record is from RefSeq and is a predicted model, not a curated record.
UUUUGUCGCGUAGCCUGGUAUCUCAUGCCUACCGACAAUGAAUGACCUCUGCCACUCGACGAAAGCACCAAUGAUGCUCAAUAGCCGAAAGCGACCGUGCCCCGAGUGGAGCACGCCGUCCACGAAAGCAGCCAAACCGUUCUCGUUUGCCCAACACGCGACCAACUCCUGCGACCUCCCCACGGCCUUCCUUUGCAUCCGCCAGUUGCAAGCAAGGACGCUGGAACGAUUCCGCCGCAACGGCGAUUGGGACACAGCUCGAAAUCUGCUCUUCACGAUGGAACAGACGCGGCGUGUUGUUGUGCAAGCGCGACGAAAGGCUGUCUUGGCGCGCAUUUCAUCCGUGUCGCACUUGGCCCGUGCAGUCGUUCAAUCUCCCACAAUCGCAAGAAAAUGUGUGUCCUUUAGUGACGUGAUGGUUGUUCACGAAGCAGUUGCCAUGGACCGAACCAACAGCUUCGUCGAGGAACCUCCCCAAGCCGACGAGCUCUUACUCGUUCGAACGAUGGGCCAACAAGCAACACCGCUGGCAAACUUUUCCGAGUUGUGGUAGUCGUUGGUUGGAUCCUUCCACUUGCGUGAAAGAUGUUAACAUGAUGUAAAUGGUGAAGUGGUCAUGCCGCA